GGAGCCCCACGACCGGGAUGAGCCUAGGCGCUGGCUUCAGCCACGCUUACUGCUGUGUUGCUGCGAUGCGCAGGCCCCCGCCCUGGGUUGCUGUCUUCAGGACAAGGAGGAGAGUGGGGACACGGGCAGCUCCCGCCCCUGCCCCUUAGUAGGGCCUAGCUGGCCCAUCCCUGGCGGAGUGCUAAUCUAGUCGCCUCGGAACUCUGGCUUCUUGAGUCACCACGCUACAGUGAACUGCUUUCAGGUCCAGGCUAGCCAAAAUUCCUUUCGGAUAGAAUAUGAUACCUUUGGUGAACUCCAGGUCCCAAACGAUAAGUAUUAUGGCGCCCAGACUGUGAGGUCCACCAUGAACUUUAAGAUUGGAGGUGUGACGGAACGCAUGCCAAUCCCAGUUAUCAAAGCUUUUGGCAUCUUGAAGCGAGCAGCUGCUGAAGUAAACCAGGAUUAUGGUCUCGAUCCAAAGAUUGCUAAUGCAAUAAUGAAGGCAGCAGACGAGGUAGCUGAAGGUAAAUUAAACGAUCAUUUCCCUCUUGUGGUGUGGCAGACUGGAUCAGGAACCCAGACAAACAUGAAUGUAAAUGAAGUCAUUAGCAAUAGAGCAAUUGAAAUGCUAGGAGGUGAACUUGGUAGCAAGAAACCUGUGCAUCCCAACGAUCAUGUUAAUAAAAGCCAGAGCUCAAAUGAUACUUUCCCAACCGCAAUGCACAUUGCUGCUGCCCUGGAAGUUCACAAAGUACUGCUACCUGGACUCCAGAAGCUCCAUGAUGCUCUCGAGGCAAAAUCCAAGGAGUUUGCCCAGAUCAUCAAAAUUGGGCGCACUCACACACAGGAUGCCGUGCCACUCACUCUUGGGCAGGAAUUUAGUGGUUAUGUUCAACAACUGAAAUAUGCAAUGACGAGAAUAAAAGCUGCCAUGCCAAGAAUCUAUGAGCUGGCAGCUGGAGGCACUGCUGUCGGAACUGGCUUAAAUACUAGAAUUGGCUUUGCAGAAAAGGUUGCUGCAAAGGUGGCUACACUCACAGGCUUGCCUUUUGUUACAGCUCCAAAUAAAUUUGAAGCUCUGGCUGCUCAUGAUGCUUUGGUAGAGCUCAGUGGAGCCAUGAACACUACCGCUUGCAGUCUGAUGAAGAUUGCAAAUGAUAUUCGUUUUCUGGGUUCUGGUCCUCGUUCUGGUCUGGGGGAACUGAUUUUACCUGAAAAUGAACCAGGAAGCAGUAUCAUGCCAGGCAAGGUGAACCCUACCCAGUGUGAAGCAAUGACCAUGGUUGCAGCCCAAGUCAUGGGGAAUCAUGUCGCCGUCACCGUCGGAGGCAGCAAUGGACAUUUUGAGUUGAAUGUUUUCAAGCCAAUGAUGAUUAAAAAUGUGUUGCACUCAGCCAGACUGCUGGGGGAUGCGUCGGUUUCUUUCACUGAAAACUGCGUGGUGGGAAUCCAGGCCAACACAGAAAGGAUCAACAAGCUAAUGAACGAGUCUCUAAUGUUGGUGACAGCUCUUAAUCCUCAUAUAGGGUAUGACAAGGCAGCAAAGAUUGCUAAGACAGCACACAAAAAUGGAUCAACCUUAAAGGCAACUGCUAUUGAACUUGGCUAUCUCACAGCAGAGCAGUUUGAUGAGUGGGUGAAGCCUAAGGACAUGCUGGGUCCAAAGUGAAUUUAAAAAGUCUAAAGUAAAAUAAUUAAAUCGUAUAAAAUAAAAAAGAAAAUAGACUC
Rhinolophus ferrumequinum (greater horseshoe bat) is the source of this 1710-nucleotide messenger RNA. It is a transcript of the gene FH, whose product is annotated as fumarate hydratase. The record is from RefSeq and is a predicted model, not a curated record. Gene Ontology annotation, cellular component: tricarboxylic acid cycle heteromeric enzyme complex; mitochondrion. Gene Ontology annotation, molecular function: fumarate hydratase activity. The transcript is spliced from 10 exons. Gene Ontology annotation, biological process: tricarboxylic acid cycle; fumarate metabolic process; malate metabolic process. Lineage: Eukaryota; Metazoa; Chordata; Mammalia; Chiroptera; Rhinolophidae. Bases 347 to 1651 code for a protein of 434 amino acids.